Molecule: messenger RNA, 2597 nt
Organism: Aplysia californica (California sea hare)
Lineage: Eukaryota; Metazoa; Mollusca; Gastropoda; Aplysiida; Aplysiidae
Product: ESF1 homolog
Exons: 2
Coding region: 97-2562 (821 amino acids)
Biological process (GO): rRNA processing
Cellular component (GO): nucleus
Molecular function (GO): RNA binding
Source: RefSeq, a predicted model, not a curated record
AUGCAAAGGUGGAGACUAAGUCAAAGUCCAAGAUCCUGAAUAGAGGCAAAUAUAUCGUUCCUUUAUAAAGACUAGUAAACAAAUCAUUUUGACAAAAUGGAUGCUAUCAGCGAUGAUCCCCGAUUCGCUCACAUAGCGUCAGAUCCGAGGUUCAAGCCAAUGCCGAAAUCGAAAAAGAAAGUAAAGAUUGACUCACGUUUUCAGUCACUGUUCACAAAUCGGCAUUUCAGUCAUAGGAUGGACAUGGAUAAACGAGGAAGACCAGUACGUGAUCCUUCAAAAAAGAAUAAAAGUACUAUGGAACGCUUUUAUGAAAUGUCGGACACCUCUAGUGAUAGCGAUGCAAGUGAAAGUGAGGAGUCAGCGGACUCCAAAUCUGAAAAUUUACAUCAGUCUCAGUCUCAGUUGUCUGGUGGGGAUAGUGGAAGUGAACAAUGUCCAAAUGGUGAUAGUUCUGCUCCAGUGACUGUCAAGAAAACAACUAAGAAGAAUCAGAAUGCAAAAAACAAAAGUGGGAAUCAAUUGGAAUCUGUAGUACCAACGAAGGAAGACUUAUCGAAGUUGAAAGGAAAGAAACGGAAAAAGUUGGAAGACUCUAAUAGUGAUGGUACUGUUGUUUUGCCCAUGAAAAAGAAACAUAAGGCAAAAGCCGGGAUGGACGAUGAAGAUUUCGACAAUGCCGACACAGAUGGUGAAGAAAACGCUGAGGACAACCCCAGUGAUGGGUCGCGGGAGUCGGCCACAGACGAGGAGGAGGAGGGGGAUCUGCCGGACAGCGAGGAGGAGGAGGAGGAGGAAGAUCUGCCGGAGUACACGCAGGACUUUGACAUGGAGGAGACGGACGUGGACCACCGCUGGAACGAGCUUCAGACGGACGCCCCCGAGGUGUCUCAGUCGACUCGGAGACUCGCCGUGUGCAAUAUGGACUGGGACUUUGUCAAAGCUCAAGAUCUCUUUGUUUUGUUCAAGUCUUUUGUUCCCGAGGGAGGCUGUGUUAAUUCUGUGGCCAUUUAUAUGUCGGAGUUUGGGAAGGAGAGGAUGGCUGAGGAGGCUAAGCUGGGUCCCAAAGAGAUGAGAGAGCGGGUGGAAAACGGUGACAAUGGCGGGACUCAGAAGGGGAAGAGGAGAAAGAUGGAUGAGAAGAAGGAGAAGCACUUGAGGAAGGAGCGGGAUGUGGUUCACCGGGAGAAGCUGCGCGAGUACCAGCUGAACAGACUCAAGUAUUACUACGCCGUGGUGGACUGCGACUCUGUGCGCACCGCCGACACAGUUUACACCGAGUGCGACGGGCGAGAGUAUCAGCUGAGCUCCGUGCGGCUCGACUUGAGGUUUAUUCCGGAGGACAUGACCUUUGAGGAUGAGCCCCGGGAGAUGUUUUCAGAGGGGCAGACAACUGUGGACUACCAACCCAGUACAUUUCAGUCGACUGCCUUGUGCCAAGCGCGGGUCGAGGUGACCUGGGAUGAGACUGAGUUUGACCGAUUGAGUCGCCGGGUCAGUGCGCUGCAGCAGAAAGAGUUGGAGAGUAUCGUGGAGGAGAACAAAUACUCCGACAUCAUUGCGCCCCCGGAGAGCGAUUCUGAGGAGGAGGGGGGACAACCUGAGUGGCUGAAGUCUGUGCUGGCGCAGAAUGACGACGACGACGUCGAUGAUGAUGAUGAUGAGGAGGGAAGUGAAGAGAAGGUGAUGACAGAACAGAAGAAAAUCGAUCUGUAUCGCAAACUGCUGAUGGACAAGAUAACGGAGGAGGAGGAAGAGAAACAGAAAGAAGAAAAUGACGUGGACAAAGUGUUAGAGUGGCAGCCUGGACUGAAGACAUCUGUGGAGAAAAAGUUACAGAAAAAAGCAAAGAAGAAGGAAGAAAGCACUUUGGUCAAUCAUUAUUUGGAGAAGAGAAAGGAGAAGAAGAGAAAGAAGAGAGAGCGAAAGUUGCAGGAAAUGGUGCCGGAAGACGGCGCAGAAGCCUUCAGUGAUGAUGAACUGCCUGAGGGUGUUGAGAUCGACGACAGCUUGAAGGAAAUGAUGGAAGGAGAACACAGGGGGGAUGGGCAAGGAAAAAAGAAAAAGAAGAGGAAGACGCAGGAAGUUGCGGUGGAAGAUGAAGCAGAGGAUAUGGAGAAAGCCGAGUUGGAGCUGAUGCUCAUGGACGAUGCCGGGGGCAGACAUUUGUCUAAGCCGGAGCUUGUUCCCAACUCCGAUUCGAUGUCGAAGAAGAAAAGACAGAGCAAAAAGCAGAUGGCUAAACGGAAGAAAACUGGACAAGAAGACACGGAACACUUUGUGCUGGACGUUGAAGACAAGAGGUUUGGCGCUCUGUUCACGUCGCACCACUUCCACAUCGACCCAACAGCGCCGCAGUUCAAGAAGACGAAAAACAUGCAGCGUCUGGUGGACGAACAGAUCCGACGCAAGAGCAAAGGAGGAAGUGGGAAGAGGAAAAGUCGAGACGGGGCCGAGAGUCCGAGCACAGGGGCAGGUGGGGCAGCGGCGACCAGCAGAUCUGUCAGUCAGUCGUUGGUGGAGAGCUUGAAGGAAAAAAUGAAGAAGAAGAAGAAAGUGUAAAAGUAGUAGAUGUAGAUGUUGAUGUUGCCAGAGCU